UGUGGUUUCUCAAUGUGGGGUGGGUAUCUUCUAAUGGUGGUUACACUGGGUGUCUCGACAUAGUUUUCAGCGCUAAGGUGGCUCUUUUAGGCGAUUCCAUGUGUUUGGGCACAUUCAAAGGUCGAUUCUUGAGCUGAGUUUGUCGAUUUGAAGAGUUAAAAUUUUGAGGUUUGUUGAUUUGAAGAGUUGGGUGCUGUGGUGGUAGUUGUGAUGGCCACAAGUGGGAGACUUGUUGCUGGGUCUCACAAUAGGAAUGAAUUUGUGCUCAUCAAUGCUGAAGAAAUUGGACGGAUCAAUUCUGUCCAAGAAUUGAGUGGGCAAACAUGUCAGAUCUGUGGGGAUGAGGUGGAGAUGAAUGUAGAUGGAGAACUAUUCGUUGCCUGCAACGAAUGUGCUUUCCCUGUUUGUAGGUCUUGCUAUGAGUAUGAGAGAAGAGAGGGAAAUCAGGGUUGCCCUCAAUGCAAGACCAGAUACAAGCGCAUCAAAGGUAGUCCUAGGGUUGAGGGUGAUGAGGAAGAGGAUGGUGUUGAUGAUUUGGAACAUGAGUUUGAUUAUGGGAACAUUGAUGCUUUUGACCCACAACAACCUACAGGGAUGAUGCUUUCAGCACAGUUCAACACUAGUCGUGGUGGCCACACUAGUACUUCCAGAGUCCCCUCUGACUCCUCUCCCUCUCCCUAUGGUCCUCCUGAAAUCCCUCUCUUGACAUAUGGUGAAGAGAGCAUUGAGAUAUCUUCUUCCCAACAUGCUCAUGGUACCCCGAUUUAUGGGACAUGGAAAUAGUGUUCAUUCGAUCUCUCCUGAUUCAUUUGUGUCUUUGCAACCGAGACCAAUGGUACCACAAAAAGACUUAGCAUUGUAUGGAUAUGGAAGUGUGGCAUGGAAGGAUCGGAUGGAGGAGUGGAAGAGAAGGCAGAAUGACAAACUUCAGGUGGUCAAACAUCCAGGAGAAAUUGUUGGUGGCGUAUGUGGUGGUAAUGAAGAAAAUGACCCUGAUUUGCCUAUGAUGGAUGAAGGCAGGCAGCCAUUGUCAAGGAAGUUACCCAUUUCUUCAAGCAAGAUAAAUCCAUACAGAUUGAUAAUCUUACUCCGCCUUGCUAUUCUUGGAUUAUUUUUCCAUUAUAGAGUUCUUCAUCCAGUUCAUGAUGCAUAUGGCUUGUGGAUGACUUCGGUUAUUUGUGAAAUAUGGUUCGCUGUGUCAUGGAUUCUUGAUCAGUUCCCAAAAUGGUACCCAAUAGAGCGAGAAACAUAUCUUGAUCGGUUAUCACUCAGGUAUGAGAAAGAAGGGAAGCCCUCUGAGUUAGCCAAUACAGACAUCUUUGUAAGCACGGUUGAUCCAUUGAAAGAGCCUCCACUAAUCACUGCAAACACUGUUCUAUCCAUCCUUGCGGUGGAUUAUCCCGUGGAAAAAGUUGCAUGCUAUGUCUCAGAUGAUGGUGCUGCCAUGCUUACUUUCGAAGCACUUUCUGAAACAUCUGAAUUUGCUAGGAAAUGGGUACCCUUCUGCAAAAAAUUUAGUAUCGAGCCACGGGCCCCGGAAUGGUAUUUUUCUCAGAAGAUUGACUAUCUGAAAAACAAAGUUCACCCAGCAUUUGUGAGGGAACGGCGUGCAAUGAAGAGAGAAUAUGAAGAAUUUAAAGUUCGGGUUAAUGGUUUGGUUGCUGCAGCACAAAAGGUUCCUGAGGAAGGUUGGACAAUGCAGGAUGGAACUCCCUGGCCUGGGAACAAUGUCCGGGACCAUCCUGGUAUGAUCCAGGGUCAGUUGCAUGUUGCUGUCUUCGAGGGUCAAUAUACUUCAUCCUCAGUUGGGAGAUGUGGACCAAUUGAUCGUCAAGGUGCCAUUUUUUAUGAAAGGGCGAGAUGA
Messenger RNA from Ilex paraguariensis (yerba mate), 1864 nucleotides. The record is from the annotation of a GenBank genome assembly. Lineage: Eukaryota; Viridiplantae; Streptophyta; Magnoliopsida; Aquifoliales; Aquifoliaceae.